Molecule: messenger RNA, 2274 nt
Organism: Ctenopharyngodon idella (grass carp)
Lineage: Eukaryota; Metazoa; Chordata; Actinopteri; Cypriniformes; Xenocyprididae
Product: thyroid transcription factor 1-associated protein 26 homolog
Exons: 4
Coding region: 140-982 (280 amino acids)
Cellular component (GO): nucleus
Source: RefSeq, a predicted model, not a curated record
UUAAGACAUAAGUAGUCAAAUCAGGAUAUAAUUCGUCUAAGCGACCAAAUUACGCGGCCAUGUUGGGUGUACUAGUCAACGUUUUGUUCUAUGGGUGAAUACAUUGCCCUCACACAAAUGGUGCUUAUUUUGAUUUGUAAUGCCUUGCGACUAUCCGUACGUCAUUAUUGUGCGUCUCUACACGAGAACCAUCUGUCAUGUCCACAUACUAGCUAAAAACAUGGCUCCUUUAAAACAAAACGCAAAAAGUCAAGGUCCGUUUAGAGGAAAAUACUUAAAUAACAAAUUUGCACAUGGUGGUUUAUCACACAACGCCAAAAGAAAAAGAAAAUGGGUUCCGGAGGACAAAAUUUUCGAUGGUAGUUUAAAAGAGGGUCAGGGGUUUGCCUUCAAAAGGAAGGAGAAAGUAAGGCAUGAAUACAACAAACUUCUUCGAAAAGAGAGGAAGAAAAAGCAAGCAUCAAAAGUCCAGUUAGAGGAGAAAUAUCCCGAGCAUCUGAAACAUCUGUACCUGGCUGAAAGAAAACGACUAGAUGAAGAAGAACAAGAGAAAAAGAUAAAAAGAUUUAAAGGGAGAGAACUGGAUGAAGAGACUGAGGAAGAUGAUGAACUAAACAUAGUGUCGGAUUCUUCUGAGAAAAGCAUCUUAAACGCAACGACUGACCAAACUACCGUGCCAGAUUCAUCAAAUGAACCAACACAGUCUGACAGUUCCCACAAGGUCCCGUUGAUCCAAAAGAAGCUUAAAAUGUCUUCGUAUCAAAAGACAAAACAAGAAUAUGAGAGGAUGAAGGAGGAGCGUGCACGAAAAAGAGAGGAAUUCUUGAAAAACAAAUCUGAGCGUGAGGAGGCUCUGAAAAAAUACAAGGAAAAGAAAAUGGCAACAUAUCAGCUGUUGAAAAGAAAAACCAAGAAGGGUCAACCAAACCUCAACCUGCAGAUGGAGCUAUUGCUGCAUAAGAUUCAAGCUCAGCGCAAAUAAUUCAGCAUCAGACUUAAAAACUGUUGUUUAAAGCAAUUUAAAGUAAAAAUGGACCAUCACACAAUAAACUGUGCAGUUUGGGUGAGUGUUUUUUUUUUUACCAUAAGAAUGUGUAUACCUUUGCAAACCUUUGUCUUUACAGUAAUAUUGCUUGUAAAAUAAGAUUAAAUUAUGCUUUACGUAAAGGGAUAGUUAACCCAAAAAUGAAUAUACUGUCAUUACUCACCCUCAUGUCGCUCCACACCCAUAACACCUUCGUUCAUCUUCGGAACACAAAUGAAGAAAUUUUUGAUGAAAUCCGAGACCUUUCUGUCCCUCCAUUGACAGCUAUGCAACUGACACUUAGACACUUCAGAAAAGUUGGAAUAAACCAUUCAAUUUAUAUGGAUUAGUUUUACAAUCUCUUCAUGAACUUUUUGAAUCGUCAACGGAGGGACAGAAAUCUUUUUGAUUUCAUCAAAAAGAUCUUCAUUUGUGUUCCGAAGAUGAACGGAGGUCUUAACGAGUGUGGAACGACAUGAGCGUGAAUAAUGACAGAAUUUUCAUUUUUGGGGGAAAUAACCCUUUAAGUUAAUUCAAGCUGACAGUACACAAGAAAUACUACUAUUAAAUACUAUAGCAGUAAAUUUAUUGAAAAAUGUGAUCCCUUGUAUCUAUUUAGUAAAUCUAUUUUAUCAUUGUAUUUAGGUAGAUAAUGCUGUCAGCAGCUGAACUGUCUAACAGUGUUUUCAACUCUUUUAAACGGUUAUAGUGUUUUGCAUAAUCUCCUUUCCUCUAACUGCUCUUUUAAAAAUAUAUUUUUGUGACAAACAUAAUGAAUGGAAUCUUUUGUUCAUUAGGUGAAAAAUGUAUCAAAGUAAAAAUAAAAGGUCAAAUAUUAAAAUAAAAAUACUACAAAAUUUGUUGCAAUGCAUGUAACCUUUUAUACAAAAAUAUUUAAGAUUACAAAAACAUGAAGCUUAAGAAACUCCCAGUAUCUCCAGUAACUAAUAUGAUUUGAUGAUCAGAGGCAGUGGCUGUGGUCAGUGACUCACAUGGCUCCUCCCUAUUUAUUUGACUCCUCCCCCACAUCAUCAUAGUCUGUUUUUAAAACAAAUGCAGAUUCAGUUUUCAUUGUUACAAUUGCAUUAAGAUCUUUAUUUAAGUAACCAACAUAAAAAAAUGUGUAUAGAAAUGUGAAUAACUUACCCAACAGGUUUCUCUCAUCUUCACUGCUGUUCUUCACAUCAUCAUACUCCUCCUGAUCUCCCUCUGAUACACAUGUGAAAUAAAACCUCACAUUGUGAUUUUAA